This is a messenger RNA of Chrysochloris asiatica (Cape golden mole), 1158 nucleotides long. Its product is annotated as pepsin A-like. Lineage: Eukaryota; Metazoa; Chordata; Mammalia; Afrosoricida; Chrysochloridae. The coding region runs from base 1 to 1158 and encodes 385 amino acids. The transcript is spliced from 9 exons. Gene Ontology annotation, biological process: proteolysis. Gene Ontology annotation, molecular function: aspartic-type endopeptidase activity. The record is from RefSeq and is a predicted model, not a curated record.
AUGAAGUGGCUGCUGCUUCUCAGCUUGGUGGCACUCUCUGAGUGCAUCUACAAGGUCCCCCUCGUCAAGAAGAAGUCCCUGAGACAGAACCUGAUCGAGAAUGGACUAUUGGAGGACUUCCUGAAGAAGAAUAGCCUCAACCCAGCCAGCAAGUACUUCCCCCAGGAGGCCACCAUGCUGUCCACCCAGCCCCUGGUGAACUACAUGGACACGGAAUACUUUGGCACCAUCAGCAUCGGAACACCCCCUCAGGAGUUCACCGUCAUCUUUGAUACUGGCUCCUCCAAUCUGUGGGUGCCCUCCGUCUACUGCUCCAGCCCCGCCUGCACCAACCACAAACGCUUCAACCCUCAGAAGUCCUCCACCUACAAGGCCACCAGCCAGACCGUGUCCAUCGCCUAUGGCACUGGCAGUAUGACAGGGAUCCUUGGCUAUGACACUGUCCAGGUUGCAGGCAUCGCUGACACCAACCAGAUCUUCGGCCUGAGCCAGACAGAACCUGGCUCCUUCCUGUACUACUGUCCCUUUGACGGCAUCCUGGGUCUGGCCUACCCUGACAUUUCUUCCUCCGGAGCCACACCUGUCUUUGACAACAUGUGGAACCAAGGGCUCGUCUCCCAGGACCUCUUCUCUGUCUACCUGAGCUCCAAUGACCAAUCUGGCAGCGUGGUGAUGUUUGGUGGUAUCGAUUCUUCCUACUACACUGGCAAUCUCAACUGGGUACCUGUUUCUUCUGAGGGCUACUGGCAGAUCACCGUGGACAGCAUCACCAUGAACGGAGAGACCAUCGCUUGCAGCGGGGGCUGCCAGGCCAUUGUUGACACCGGUACCUCUCUGCUGUCCGGUCCAUCCAAUGCCAUCGCUAGCAUCCAGGGCUACAUCGGAGCCAGCCAGGACUCAAAUGGCCAGAUGGUGGUCAGCUGCUCGGCUAUCAGCAACCUUCCCGACAUCGUCUUCACCAUCAAUGGUGUUCAGUAUCCUCUGCCCCCCAGUGCCUACAUCCUGCAGAACCAGCAGUAUUGCACCAGCGGUUUCCAGGGCAUGAACAUCCCCACCUCCUCCGGGGAGCUUUGGAUCCUGGGUGAUGUCUUCAUUCGUCAGUACUUUGCCGUCUUCGACAGGGCCAACAAUCAGGUCGGCCUGGCCCCUGUGGCUUAA